GUGGAGGUGGCUUCGCGGCGCACGGAUGCCGUAAAAGAGGCACCACUCCGGCCUCAGAAGUGGUGGAAGGUCAGCCUUCUCGUGGCGAACCGUGCGGCCAGGUGUGUCCUGGUGUCUGCGGUGCCCCUUGUUGGCUGCUUCCUCGCGCUGCCAAAGAUGCAGCUGCUGUCAAGGAGUGCACCGCUGUGUCUGAAAACGGCUUGGAGGCCAGGGGAGGAGUGGUGGCGCCCAUGUGGACGAGGACCUGAUCCCCAUGCCACGUCUGGUGAGACCGCCGCCUUUUUCCUGGCUGCCUGGGUGUCGGUGCAGUUUCUGUGGAACUUUGUGGCCUCCUGCUUCUGUGCUCCAGGCUCCCCGCAGCCGCCCUGGCCGGAGGCUGGCCGCUACCCCGUCGCUUGGGACGGGCCGCAGCUGUACUAUUUGCCCCGCUGGUGCGAUAGCUGCCAGCAGUG
Molecule: messenger RNA, 452 nt
Organism: Symbiodinium necroappetens
Lineage: Eukaryota; Dinophyceae; Suessiales; Symbiodiniaceae
Source: the annotation of a GenBank genome assembly